UCACGUGUCUGGGAGGGAUGAACAUGGCCGAUCCUCCCCGGACUGUGCUGAUCUCGGGCUGCUCCUCCGGAAUCGGCCUGCAGCUCGCGGUGCAGCUGGCUCGUGACCCCAGGAGACGCUACCAGGUGGUGGCCACCAUGAGAGAUCUGGGGAAGAAGGGGACACUGGAGGCAGCUGCCGGGGAGGCUCUGGGUCAGACCCUCACUGUGGCUCAACUGGACGUGUGCAGCGACGAGUCAGUAGCCCAGUGUCUCGGCUGCAUCCGGGGAGAAGUGGACGUGCUGGUGAAUAAUGCUGGAGUGGGCCUGGCGGGGCCCCUGGAGGGGCUCAGCCUCGCUGCCAUGCAGAAAGUCUUUGACACCAACUUUUUCGGAGCUGUUCGUCUGGUCAAAGCUGUGCUUCCUGGCAUGAAGAGAAGGCGACAGGGCCACAUUGUGGCAGUCAGCAGUGUCAUGGGGCUGCAGGGUGUCGUGUUCAACGACGUCUAUGCAGCCUCCAAGUUUGCCCUGGAAGGAUUCUUCGAGAGUCUGGCCGUCCAGCUGCUCCAGUUCGGCAUCUUCGUCUCCCUGGUGGAACCCGGGCCGGUGGCCACCGACUUCGAGGGGAAGCUGCUGGAGCAGGCGUCGGCAGCCGAGUUUCCAGGCGCCGACGCUGACACCCGGCACUACUUCCAGGACCUCUACCUCCCGGCUUCCCGGGAGCUCUUUCGCUCUCUAGGGCAGAGCCCACAGGACGUGGCCCAGGCUCAGGGCUCCACCCCACAGGUUAUUGUCAAGGUCAUCGAAUCGACCAGCCCACCCCUGCGCAGACAGACCAACGCCCGCUACUCUCCCCUGACUGCGCUCAAAGCCGCAGACCCCUCGGGCAGCCUGUACGUGCGAACCGCCCACCGCCUGCUCUUCCGCUGGCCGCGCCUCCUCAGCCUGGGCCUGGGCUGCCUGGCCUGCGGCUGCCUCCGCUCUCGGGUUCUGCCCGGGUGAGCCUCGCCCAGCCCCGUCACUGCGGGACAGCCAGACCUCUUCAGUCCACACCCAGACCAGAGGUCACACAGACCAUUCAUUCAUUCAUUCAUUCACUCAGCAAAUGACCCGCUCUGUACCUGGGCCUUGCUCAGCCUCCAGGCGCGGGCCCCUCCGUGGUCAGCGCUGGGGCAGAGAGGAGGAAGGGUCAUGGCCACGGACACUGAAGGGCGAGACAGACGGUCCCUUGGGCCUGGGAAUACAGGAAUCAUCCAAACACCUGCACCCCCCACACAGCACAGAGCGGGAUGGACUGGGGGUCUCCAGACCUCUCCGGUCACUUGCGCUCUGUCACAACACGCGCAUGUGCACACACCAGCAACAUGCACACAUUUCAUAAAAUGUAGAUUUGUAACCACCAACAGUAGCUACACUAAACAUUUCAUAAAGCUCAAUUUCUUACGUCUAAAUAAAAAAAUUAAAAAGCAAUAGGGUCCACCUCACACCCAUUAGAAUGGCUACUAUCAACAAGAAAAACAGAAAAUAGCAAGUGUUGGCAUGGGUACAGAGAAAUUGGAACCCUUGUGCGGAAUUAUGAUAUGAUCCAGCAUUCAUUUCUGGGUGUCAUACAGAAGAAUUAAAAUCAGAAUCUCCAAGAGAUCUCUGCACUCCAAUGUUCAUAGCAGCACGGUUCAAACCAGCCACUCAAGUGUCCAUCAGUGCAAGAAUGGAUGAACAAAACGUGGCCCAUCCAGACAGUAAAGUGUUAUUAUUCAAACUUAAAAAGCAAGGAAGUUCUGACACAUGCUAUGCCACGGGUGAACCUUGAGGACCUUAUGCUCAGUGAAAUAAGCCCAUCACAAAAAGGCAAAUGCCGUGUGAUCCCAUUUAUAUGAGUGUCCCUCGAGUAGGCAACUUCACAGAGAUAUAGAGUAGAAUGGUGGGGGGCCAAGGGCUGGAGGGAGGGCUAUUGAGAGUGAGCGUUUAAUGGGAAAGGAUUUCAAUUUUGCAAGAUGAAGAAUUCCAGAGAUAGAUGGUGGUGGUAUUUACAUGACAAUGUGAGUGUACUCAACACUGAUGAACUGGACAUUUAAUAAUGUUCAGAUGGUGCCCUGGCUGGUGUGGCUCAGUGGAUGGAGUGUAGGCCUGCAAACCAAAGGGUUGGCGGUUCAAUUCCAAGUCAGGGCACAUGCCUGGGUUUUGGGUCACAUCCCCUGUGAGGGGCACAUGAGAGGCAACCGCACAUUGAUGUUUCUCUUCCUCUCUUUCUCCUUUCCUUCCCCUCUCUCUAAAAAAUAAAUAAAAAUCUUUUUAAAAAGCGUUA
Messenger RNA from Artibeus jamaicensis (Jamaican fruit-eating bat), 2283 nucleotides. RefSeq names its product retinol dehydrogenase 8 (gene RDH8). Gene Ontology annotation, cellular component: cytoplasm. The coding region runs from base 18 to 980 and encodes 320 amino acids. NCBI's taxonomy places the organism in Eukaryota, Metazoa, Chordata, Mammalia, Chiroptera, Phyllostomidae. Gene Ontology annotation, molecular function: estradiol 17-beta-dehydrogenase [NAD(P)+] activity. The record is from RefSeq and is a predicted model, not a curated record. The transcript is spliced from 6 exons. Gene Ontology annotation, biological process: estrogen biosynthetic process.